Molecule: messenger RNA, 2819 nt
Organism: Panicum virgatum (switchgrass)
Lineage: Eukaryota; Viridiplantae; Streptophyta; Magnoliopsida; Poales; Poaceae
Exons: 11
Coding region: 33-2510 (825 amino acids)
Biological process (GO): response to endoplasmic reticulum stress
Molecular function (GO): protein binding
Source: RefSeq, a predicted model, not a curated record
CACGAUUCGGGACGGUGCUGCUGCGGCAGACGAUGCACAGGCUAGUGCGCAAGAGACACUUUGCGACGCCGCAGCUGAGGGAAGAGCAGAAAAAGGAAACCAGUUGCGGGAGGGGACGCUUGCCUCCAACUCCAGCCGCUCCAGGAGCGGAGCAAUCUGUACAGGUGCUGGAAGGAGGAGGUGCCUGGAAUGUCGCAAUGCAGACGUACAAUCAGAAUAGCAAAUAUGGGGAACUCACCCGCAAUCUCCGAGAAACCCAGCUUGGAGGGGUGAUCUUUGGUUGCAAGUAUGAUACAAUUGAUGAAUGCUUCAAAAAACAGCUAUUUGGCCUGCCUUCAGUCCAUUAUUCUUAUGUGAGGAAUGUCAAACCGGGGAUGCCUUUAUUUCUAUUCAACUAUAGUGACAGAAAGCUCCAUGGAAUUUUUGAGGCUGCAAGUCCUGGUCAGAUGUACAUUGACCCAUAUGCUUGGAGUAAUGAUGGCUCUUUAAGGACAACCUUUCCAGCACAGGUUCGCAUUUGCACAAAGACUCGGUAUCCACCCCUGCUGGAGAGCCAAUUCAAAACAUUGCUUGGUGACAACUAUUAUAACCACCACCACUUCUAUUUUGAGCUUGACCAUGCACAGACAAGAGCAUUAAUUUCUUUGUUCAAAUCACUUGCUCCUGCUAAUCUCAAUCAAGUUCCAGCUGUUUCAAGCAAAAGGAAUCUUGCAGUAUCGCCAUUACCAACUAAAAUGAAGCUACCAGCUGUUCCUGACCCAAAGAAAGUCACAGAAAAUCCUAUGGAAACCAAUCCGUUUAGUGUUUUAUCAAAUAGGGCCUCUCCAUUCAGCUGGGCUGAUGAUGUGGACAGUGCUAGUAAAAGGGGUGUACCCAGUGCCGUAGGCUCCCCGCACUGUGCGGGGUCUGGGGAAGGGUUGUUUGACAGUGCUAGUAACACUGAUGAAAAGAAAUCUGAGGACCUACUUUCUGAUUGUGAUGAUUUGGAUGACAAUCUUCUUCAAGACCAAUUUGUUCCUCAUUCAAAUCCCGAUGAGGUCAGUCAGAAUGCCUCAGACAAAACUGUUGACCAAGGAGUGGAGCUUGUUGAAUGCAACAAUCCAGUUGCUAAUCCUGUGAACGGAGAAAGAGUCAACAUUGAUGAACCAAUGCUUUUGAACACACUCAAUGAUCAAAAUGGUGCUGUGAAUGUUGAUGAAAUAGAGAGUGAGGUUCACAAUAGUCCAAGUGGUGUUGGGCUGCAGCCUGAAAGACAGACUAUACUGGAAAAGUUGAAAGAAUUAUCUUUUCACCGACAGCUGGUGGCAGUAUCUUCUCAGGAUUGUGUUGAUUGCAGUUCAGAUCAAUGUGUACCUGAUGAAACACAGAUGAGUGCAAACCUUUGCUGUGACCCAUUUGAUCCUGCAAUGCAUGAUAAAACCUCAUCUGAUGAGUUCCAUGGAAAUGAUGAGCUGCUGCAAAUCAUCACUGCUUUAACCAAGAGGACUGAAGCAUUGGAGAAGAAGCUGAUUGUCUCGGACCAAGAAAUACUUUCAUUGAGGGAAGUGGCUAAGGACUCGGGAAGAAAAGUUCAGCAACUGGAAUACCUUGUAGAUGAGUUACAAUUCAAAUUUGACUCUUCUCUGUCUCAUCUUGGAAGCAUGUGCUAUACUCUAGCAAAGCCAUCAAUAUUCCUGAUUGGUGGUUAUAAUGGCGUGACCUGGUUAUCAUCUCUUGAAUCUUUUUCUCCUGAGAAAGAGACACUGGUGGGUCUCACACCAAUGAGUUCUCCACGCUCAUAUGCAUCUGCUAUUGCUUUAGAUGGUCACAUAUUUGCUUUUGGUGGUGGAGAUGGCAUGUCAUGGUACAACACAGUGGAAUGCUAUAGUUCAAGGAAUAAUGAGUGGACGGAAUGUCCCUCCUUGAACCGGAAGAAAGGAAGUCUUGCUGGAAUAUGUCUUAAUGAGAAGAUAUAUGCUAUUGGUGGAGGAGAUGGAAAUGAAACUUAUUCAGAAGUUGAGAUGUUCGAUCCAUAUCUUGGGAAAUGGAUAUGUAGUCCAUCUAUGCUACUCUCUCGAUUUGCUCUUGCUGCAACCGAACUGAAUGGAGUCAUCUAUACAACUGGUGGCUAUGAUGGAAGCGUGUACUUGGAAUCAGCAGAAAGGUAUGAUCCAAGGGAGGGCUUCUGGGUCCGGCUUCCAAGUAUGAGUACUAGGAGAGGAUGCCAUGCCUUAACUGUCCUAGGAGACGCCUUAUAUGCUAUGGGAGGAUAUGAUGGGGACAAAAUGGUUGCUAGCAUUGAGAUCUUUGACCCUCGUCUCAACAGCUGGAGGAUGGGCGAUCCCAUGAACAUCCCAAGAGGAUAUGCUGGUGCCGUUAAUCUUGAUGAUAACUUGUUCCUAAUUGGUGGGAUGCAGUCCAAUGUGCAGAUCCUGGAUACUGUGGAAGUUUACAAUGCGAGCUCUGGCUGGUCAGUCCUUGGUUUUGGUUCAAUUGGAAAGAGGUCCUUCGCAUCUGCUGUAGUCCUGUAAUUGCUAGUCACAUAGUCAGGAGUUUAGGGUUCUUAUCAUCAAAUUUGUAACAUCACAUCCAUUACAAGGAUCGGUUGACGUAACUUGGGGUAAACUACCCUUCUGAAGCGUUCUGGUUGUGAACAGCGAGAAUUAGCAUGGUAGGAGGAUGAUUGACGGGGUGGUCCAAUGUAUAUAUAACCUUUACGCUCUCCUUUUACAGACUAGGAACUAUACAUUUACUGGUUCAUGUGGAUGAACCCUUUUGCCUAAUAGGAAUGCCCAAACUCAAUGGAGCAGAAUGCAAAAGAAUCUUUUCUGCCAAUUUCA